AUGCUACCACAUGGUGCUAAACUCUUAAACACAACACUGCCGUCUUCUCUACUAUCGCCGUCUUCAAACUCCUCGAAAACCAGUCCGGAUUCUGGUUCAGAUUCGGCCCCGGAGCCAAAGACGUCGAGGCUGCACUAUCUCAUUCCAGCCAGCCAGCCAAACUUACAUUUCUGUUACAAUCUAGUUUCCUCGGCCGUCAACCGCUAUCCGGUUCCUACACUGCUAGGCUGGCAUGGAGAGGACGAAUUCGAUGCCGCAAAGACUCAUCUUGCCAAGCUGCGAACCAUGGAACGAUAUUUCAACUCGCUCCCUCCCGAUGAGGACGACGAUCUGGCAAUCAUCGUGGAUGGCUAUGAUAUUCUCAUCCAGCUGCCUCCCGAGAUUAUGGUCGAGAGAUACUUUCAAGUUGCCGAGCGCGCGGAUGCUCAUCUGGCGCAACGGUUUGAUAUCAGCGUUGGCGAGCUCCACCGACGUGGUCUUCGCCAGACCAUCUUCCUGGGGCCUGACAAAAUCUGUUGGCCCAUUGAUCCCGUAGCGCCCCGAUGCUGGACUGCUCCCGAAUCACCCAUCCCACCAGUUGCUUGGGGCCCGGAUAGGGGAGAUAAUGCCAUGUUCUAUGCCGACCCGCGGUGGCUGAAUUCAGGGACAAUCAUGGGGCCCAUUGGCGAUCUGAGGAAAUACAUUGCGGCGACAAUGGACGAGAUCAGGGCCACACACGAUCCUUUGUACGAGUUCAGAGAAUCGGACCAGUACUACAUGGCCAAUGUUUGGGGCCGACAGGAAUAUUGGCGGUCGAGGAUGAUGGGCAGCGAACUCCCAGAAUUCCCGCCUGACAAGAUUAUCCCGGCCAAGAGCGACCCUUUCCAGACGACCGAGUACCAUGUUGCAAUUGAGUACGAGUCUGCGCUGUUCCAGACCAGGGCGGGAUACCAGCCUUAUUUUGGAUAUAUGCAAUUCAAUGAAUCUGGCUUGACAACUAAACUUGCCGUUGAUAGCAUCGUGGCUUCACUGAGCAAGCUCUAUGAUGCUAUCCCAGAAGCUCACCCGGGGUCUACAUCAGCAGAUUGGCUCGGCGUUGUCGAACUGGGCGUCAACUUCAUCACCCAUCAUAUCUACGGCCUCUGGCACUGCACCGGGCCCAAGGAGUUUGUCCAGUUUGAGUAUCCCACGCUGUGGUUCUAUCCCUAUGUCAAAUCUCUACUCAAAGCCGCCGUCAAGGCCUCACAGGCCGGCGAACCUCUGACGCAUAAACUCAUCGAUGGCCGAAAGUGGGUUCCGAAGAACUACUAUCCAGCUGGCGAUACUCCUGAUGACGAAUUCGGCGGGGCCUGGACGGACUUGAAUGGUGAGUUUGCUCCGUGGAGAGAUCUCUGCGAGCCUCACAACGAUUUGCUUUUUGAAGGGGAAGAGAGCACGCCGACUCUGGGAGCGGGUGGACUGGUUUGA
Trichoderma atroviride IMI 206040 is the source of this 1446-nucleotide messenger RNA. The record is from RefSeq and is a predicted model, not a curated record. NCBI's taxonomy places the organism in Eukaryota, Fungi, Ascomycota, Sordariomycetes, Hypocreales, Hypocreaceae.